Molecule: messenger RNA, 2498 nt
Organism: Cottoperca gobio
Lineage: Eukaryota; Metazoa; Chordata; Actinopteri; Perciformes; Bovichtidae
Gene: dnajc5gb
Product: DnaJ (Hsp40) homolog, subfamily C, member 5 gamma b
Exons: 6
Coding region: 322-930 (202 amino acids)
Source: RefSeq, a predicted model, not a curated record
GCCCGCAGAGUGACGUACUUCCGGUCGGUCUCGAGCUUCCUGCUUCGCUGAAGUUUUCCUCCGGUGGGUCAUGAGGAGAGACGUUUUCACCAGGAAACCGAGCACCGGCUGCACUUCAUGGAACAAACGUUAACUCGACCGACGGACACACUUCGGACUCUAUGAUUCCACCGGAAACGGAGACAUUCAUUCUUCCGGGACGUAAGUUUUAACGCGUAACUUCCUGCUCGUGCUAAAGUUAGCUAGCUCUGUUAGCAGUUGGUCGUGACUUCACCCCGCAGCGUUUAACGUGAAGUAAAUCCAGCCGCCAAAUCCUGAAACAUGGAGGACCCAAACAGACCUCAGCGCAAAAUGUCGACCGCAGGAGACAGCCUGUACAAAAUCCUGGGCCUGGAGAAAGGAGCGUCGCCAGAAGAAAUAAAGAAAGCAUACAGGAAACUGGCGUUGAGACAUCACCCCGAUAAAAACCCCGACAACCCAGAAGCUGCCGACAAAUUCAAGGAGAUCAACAACGCAAACUCCAUCAUCAGUGACGAGAACAAGAGGAAGAUCUACGACCAGUACGGAUCCAUGGGCCUCUACAUCGCAGAGCAGUUCGGGGACGAGAGCGUGAAAUAUUACUUCCUCAUGUCCAAGUGCUGGUUCAAGGCCCUCGUGGUGUGCUGCGGCGUCUUCACCUGCUGCUGCUGCUUCUGCUGCUGCUGUUUCUGCUGUGGGAAGUGCAAAACAGCAGAAGAUGAGGGAAGCUUCACCUACAUGGACCCUGACGACCUCGAGGCAGAGAUCAGAGAUCAGGACGCAGCAGGAGACCAUGUAAUAGUUAUUCAGCCGAGUCCUGACGCUUCAGAUAAAGAGGUCACCUUUUCAGGUGAGAACGCACCGAUCGUGAUUCAGCCUCACGCCGUCAACGGCACGUCGGGGACCACGUGAGGGAGCCGCACGACGCCGCAGCUGCGUCGAGCGUUUUGAAAGAUGAUUCGUAUAAAUUAUGGGUUUGAAUGUGGCCGACAUGCAGGAAACUUAUUAGGUGUUUUUGUUCAGGCGAGUCGGAGAUUUUGUGCCAUAUUUAGUUUUUAAGUGCCAGCGGGUUCGUCUCUGAUCCAAUCUCAUAUUUAGUUUUUAAAUAUCGGGUAGAAUCUGGACCAGACCAAGCCAUGCAGAUCAAAGCUCUGGAACUACUGAGUUUUUCAUGUGCACUUUAAUAUCUUGAGUUCAUGUUUAAAUCCGAAAGCUGCCACGACGGUCUGACAAACGCUCAGGCUCAAGAUGGCCAAAUUGUUUUAAUUGUUUUUAAUGCAACAUUUAUUUAGCAGAAUGCGACCACCGGGACACGUGUUCAGUCGUACUGCACGUGGACACGUGUUCAGUCGUACUGCACGUGGACACGUGUUACAGUCGUACUGCACGUGGACACGUAGACGUUCAGUGUGUGUCGACCAAACUGGUUAAAUGUUUGGAUGUUCACUGUAAAUAGAACAAAUAAUGAAUAAAGUGACGCAGACAAGUUUUACAGGAACAAUUCAACAUUUUGGGAAAAGUGCUUCUUUAUUUCUGAAAGAUAAGAAUUUGACUUCGGACAGUUAAAGAUCAGUUCUGUCAUGAAGUGUGGAGGUGCAGGUGGAGCUGGAGGUGCAGGUGGAGGUGCAGGUGGAGCUGGAGGUGCAGUGCAGGUGGAGCUGGAGGUGCAGGUGGAGCUGGUCGUGAUUAGCCUAGCUUAGCAUAAGAAACCCCUCUAACUUUCAGAGCUGUUGGAGACGGGUGGAUAAUAUUUGUACAGAAAUGUAACUUCCCUUUAAGCCACGUUUAGAUUUCACUGAUGAACCUUUUUCACGUCGUUUCUUCUUUUAGUUUCUCGACGUCACUUUGAUCCGUGCGAGCUGGUUCUGUUUCCAGCCUUAUGCUAAGCUAGGCUAAAUGCCUCUUGACUGCAGCUCCACUAACGUAAACUAAUGAGCGUAUUCCCAACAUGUUGAACUGGUCCUAGAGACUCGUGCUGGUGGUUGUCUGCACCUGCUCACCAGGUGACGUGCUGACGGAGCUCCCACAAAUGGACUGAUAUUUCCUGAGCAACACUUCCUGCACUCGACUAAAAACCAACUUCUCUCCACAACGAGACGACUUACUGAUUUGAUUUAUUGCCAAAUGUUUUCUGUUAACGACGAGGAUCUGUGUGACGCUAAGUGUAUGUUAAGACAACUUAAAUUAUGUUUGUAUUAUAUUUUUAUCUGCUGGUGUCGGAAUGUUUGUACGCCAUGUUCCCCGCUGCUGACCGACGCUUUGAAUUCAAACCAUCAGAAAUGUUUAGUUUCUUAUAAACUUCACUAAAGUGCCUGAAAACAGUUUUAUUGGGAUUGUGUGUUUUCUUCAAACUUUAAAAAGAAAACUAAACAUUUAGUUUUAAAUCGACUUGUCGUCACAACAUUCCAGGUAAUUCUUUCAACGUGUUUCCAAAAUGUUUGUUUCUGUAACUGUCUGAUCAAAUAAAGUGUGAGACUGCA